UGAAAGAGAUAGAGUUCUAGGGCAUCAUCUUUGAAACCCUCUCCCUCUCUCUAGUUCACAGCUACUGUUCCGUUGUGCCGUCUGAGUUUCAGUUCAUUGAGAUUUUAGACUUGGUAUUUAGAACUUGCACGGGAUAAUGGCAUCACGAUUUUGGGAUCAGGGGGGUAGUGACACCGAGGAGGAGGAGGAGCAAAGUGAUUAUGAGCAGGAAGAUACCACGCCAGGGGAGCCUUCGGCCCCUGGUGAUAGUAGCAGAUAUCUUCAAACAAAUGAUAGUGACAGCGAUGACUCUGAUGGGCAAAAGCGUGUUGUCAGAUCUGCAAAGGACAAGCGCUUUGAGGAGAUGUCUGCUACUAUCGAUCAGAUGAAGAAUGCAAUGAAGAUCAAUGACUGGGUCAGUCUGCAAGAGAGCUUUGACAAGAUCAAUAAGCAGCUUGAGAAAGUCAUGAGGGUUAUGGAAUCAGAUAAGGUCCCGAAUCUUUACAUUAAGGCUCUGGUGAUGUUGGAGGACUUCUUAAAUCAGGCUUUAGCCAAUAAGGAGGCUAAGAAGAAGAUGAGUAGUAGUAAUGCCAAGGCCCUGAAUUCGAUGAAACAAAAAUUAAAGAAAAACAACAAGCAGUAUGAGGAGUUGAUAAAUAAGCACAGAGAAAAUCCUGAGAGCGAGGAUGAUGGAGAUGCAGAUGAGCAGUCAGAGGAGGAAGAGGAAGAGGAUUCAGAGUUUGAGGAGGACCCGUCGAAGAUUGCAAUGGGAUCAGACUCUGGGGAGGAGGAUGAGGAUGAGGAAGAAGACAGGGAUGAUGCAGCUGAACCUGGUAGUGGUUGGGAGAAGAAGAUGAGCAAGAAAGAUAAGCUCAUGGACAAACAAUUCAAGGACCCGAGUCAGAUCACAUGGGAUACAGUUAACAAGAAGUUCAAAGAGAUUGUUGCUGCACGGGGUAGGAAAGGGACAGGAAGGAUUGAGCUAGUUGAGCAGCUCACGUUCUUAACCAGGGUAGCUAAGACCCCUGCUCAGAAGCUUGAGAUUUUUUUCAGUGUUGUGUCUGCACAGUUUGAUGUCAAUCCAAGUCUUAGCGGGCAUAUGCCCAUAAACGUGUGGAAGAAGUGUGUGCAGAAUAUGCUUGUUAUACUGGAUAUCCUCACCCAGUAUCCAAACAUUGUGGUUGUGGCUGAUGACAGGGUGGAGCCUGAUGAGAAUGAAACUCAAAAAGGAGCGGACUUCAAGGGUACGAUUCAGAUUUGGGGAAAUUUAGCAGCCUUUCUUGAAAGAAUAGAUGUGGAGUUUUUUAAGAGCUUGCAGUGCAUUGACCCACAUACUCGUGAAUAUGUUGAGAGGCUUAGAGAUGAGCCCAUGUUCCUGGUUCUUGCUCAAAACGUCCAGGAAUAUCUAGAGCGAGUUGGGAAUUUUAAGGCUGCUUCAAAGGUUGCACUUAAGCGGGUUGAACUUAUCUAUUAUAAACCGCAGGAGGUAUAUGAUGCUAUGAGGAAGCUGGCUGAACAAACAGAUGACGGAGAGGGAGAAACAGAAUCUGGGGUGGAACCCAAAGUAGCUGAGGAAACUAGGGGACCCCCAGCGUUUGUUGUAAAUCCUGAGCUUGUGCCUCGAAAACCUACCUUUCCAGAGAACAGCAGGGCAAUGAUGGAUAUCCUAGUUUCCCUCAUAUACAGGCACGGUGAUGAACGUACUAAGGCCCGUGCAAUGCUUUGUGAUAUAUAUCACCAUGCUAUAUUUGAUGAAUUUUCAACAUCUCGUGACUUGUUGCUAAUGAGUCACCUGCAGGAUAGUAUUCAGCACAUGGACAUUUCAACACAAAUACUGUUUAACAGGGCUAUGGCACAGCUUGGUUUAUGUGCAUUUAGGGCGGGACUUAUUACUGAAGGACACGGUUGCCUUUCUGAACUAUAUUCCGGUGGGAGGGUGAAGGAAUUACUUGCACAGGGUGUCUCCCAAAGCCGUUAUCAUGAGAAGACUCCAGAGCAGGAACGGCUGGAGAGGAGACGGCAAAUGCCAUACCAUAUGCACAUAAAUCUUGAGCUUCUGGAGGCUGUCCAUCUUAUAUGUGCCAUGCUGCUUGAGGUUCCCAACAUGGCAGCCAACAGCCAUGAUGCAAGGCGGAAGGUCAUUAGUAAAACCUUUCGUCGAUUGCUCGAAGUGAGUGAGAGGCAAACAUUCACUGGUCCCCCUGAGAAUGUUAGGGACCACGUAAUGGCAGCCACCAGGGCUCUAAAAAUGGGAGACUUCCAGAAGGCCUUCGAUGUUAUCAAGUCCCUUGAUUUCUGGAGGCUACUCCGGGACCGAGAUAAUGUUCUCGAAAUGCUGAAGGCCAAGAUUAAGGAAGAGGCUCUAAGGACAUUCCUUUUCACAUAUUCAUCAUCGUAUGAUUCUCUGAGCUUGGACCAGCUUGCCAAGAUGUUUGGUCUGUCGGAUAUGCAGACCCACAGCAUUGUGAGCAAAAUGAUGAUCACUGAGGAGCUCCAUGCAAGUUGGGACCAACCAACCCGGUGCAUGGUCUUCCAUGACGUUGAGUACACGAGAUUGCAGGCUCUAGCAUUUCAGUUGACUGAGAAGCUGACUAUCCUUGCAGAAAGUAACGAGAGAGCAACAGAGGCAAGGAUUGGUGGUGGUGGUGGAUUGGAUGGUCUUCCCCCAAGACGUAGGGAUGGUCAGGACUACGCUGCUGCAGCUGCUGGUAAUAAAUGGCAAGAGUUUUCUUUCUCACAGGGAAGGCAAGGCAGUAGUGGUGGGCGAUCAGGAUAUGUUGGUGGUGGUGGGAGACAUUUUGCUCCUGGCCAAGUCUCUGGGGGUGGCUUUUCAAGGGACCGGGCAGGUCAGUCACGAGGAGGAUAUUCUGCAGGUUAUCAGACCACACGUUAUCAGUCUGGUUCUACAGUGAGGGGGAACCAGAUGGAUUCUUCAGUCCGCAUGGUCAAUCUCAAUAGGGGAGUACGCACUUAGCAAGGGAGACAAUAGACACACACUUAAGGAUCCGAUCAAGGAGAAAAUUAGAGCCUUCUAUUUAUAUUAUUUGGUAACCGUUAGUUCAGAGAUUUUGACUCUGGUAAACUAGAAAUCUGUUGUGUUGUUUUUGACAUAAUACUCUGCCAUAUGGACGGUUAUUUAUUGUUUUUCGAGGUCAUAAAUCCUUUUAUUUGGUGGGUUUUCUUUUUACUAUAAUUCAGCGCGAGUUUGUGAUGCUUGUCUGUAAGCUUUAAGAGUCGCGCUAAAAAGCACGGGACUCAAGUGUAGCUUUUAGCUCUGAUCUUCCAGGACUUGGUGACUUAAUUGGUUUCAGCUCUAAUGUGUUACUAUGCUUCUGGUUUUGAUAAAUUUGUUGCAG
Ilex paraguariensis (yerba mate) is the source of this 3335-nucleotide messenger RNA. The record is from the annotation of a GenBank genome assembly. NCBI's taxonomy places the organism in Eukaryota, Viridiplantae, Streptophyta, Magnoliopsida, Aquifoliales, Aquifoliaceae.